AUGGCGGCCUCCAUGUUGAGUAGGCAACUGAGCCGCCUUUCUGUUAUUUCGCCCUUCAAAGGGACCUACGGAGUUCAGGUUACCCACAAGAAUCUCUGUACCAAAGCCCCUCCUGAGGAAGAUACUUCACAUGAGGUUCCCAUUUCCCCUUAUCAAGAUGAACCCUGGAAAUACCUGGAUUCAGAAGAAUACCAGGAACGCUAUGGAUCUAAUCCAGUAUGGGCCAACUACCGACGCAACCACAAAGGUGGAAUACCUCAACAGAGGACCCGAAAGAUGUGUAUUCGAAAAAAUAAGGUUGCUGGGAACCCUUGCCCCAUCUGCAGGGAUCACAAGCUGCACGUCGACUUUAGGAACGUGAAGCUCUUGGAACAAUUCAUCUGCGCCCACACUGGUAUCAUUUUCCAUGCUCCUUAUACAGGAGUCUGUAUGAAGCAACACAAGAAGUUGACGCAGGCCAUCCAGAAAGCCAGAGAUCAUGGUCUCCUCAGUUACCACAUUCCUCAGGUUGAACCCCGGGACCUUGACUUCAGUACCUCUCAUGGAGCUGUUAGUACUACUCCACCAGCACCCGCACUGGUUUCAGGUGACCCUUGGUACCCUUGGUAUGCCUGGACACAGCCACCAGAGAGAGAGCUGUCCCGCCUUCGUCGGCUCUAUCAGGGUCAUCUCCGAGAGGAGAGUGGGCCCCCUCCUGAGAAAAUGCCACAGUUGCCUGUCACACCCUCAGCUGAAGCUUCUACCCCUGAGCAGACAAGUUCCCAAAGUACUCCUUAAGCACAAUAAAGUGAAAAGCAAGCCUACAUGGUUAGGAGAUCAUGACUACAAAUUCCUUGAUGAAAAUCACUCUGCAAAGUUGUGUUUGUGACUGUCACCUCUUGGCCAGAAAAAGUAAAUGAUUGUUAGUGAAAGGGAAAAAUACACUGGGAUGGAGGGAGAGAGCACAGAUGUGUGGGAACCCCCAAUUCUGAUACGUUGUAAAUAGAUGGUCUAAAUAAACACUUGGAGCAUGUCAUACUGUAAAAAAAAAAAAAAAAA
Suncus etruscus (white-toothed pygmy shrew) is the source of this 1038-nucleotide messenger RNA. Its product is annotated as 28S ribosomal protein S18b, mitochondrial-like. Gene Ontology annotation, biological process: mitochondrial translation. Gene Ontology annotation, cellular component: ribosome; mitochondrion. The coding region runs from base 1 to 777 and encodes 258 amino acids. The transcript has a single exon. NCBI's taxonomy places the organism in Eukaryota, Metazoa, Chordata, Mammalia, Eulipotyphla, Soricidae. Gene Ontology annotation, molecular function: structural constituent of ribosome. The record is from RefSeq and is a predicted model, not a curated record.